GUGAGGUUCAGGUGUGCAGCCCCUCGGGGCGCGGCGUCUCACUCUUAAGUGAGUCACGAAGGGAUAUAUGGGUGUCCGGCAUACCCGUCAAGUCCGGUGGGGCUCUUCUGGUGAGGCAUCUUCCUAUCAUUGAGACUGCAGAAACCUCAAGCCAAAAUCACCUACAAGAAGUACACUGACCUUCUAGGCCGAAGACUGGUGUUCUUGGAGUCGCGCUCGUCCAGUUCAAAUAGACAUUACACGUACUUCGUGUUGCUUUAACCGACUUCGGCAAGAUAUAUUUGGCAGCAAUCAUGUACGAAGCGCAUCGAACCAAAGAGGGACGCUCAGAAGCGUUUCGUCGACCUGCAGGCAUACCGUUGAACUGGCGUGCUCCUCAAGUUUGAGAAAAGCUCUGUCAUCGAUUUCAAAGUUCUUGUUCUGCUGCGACAUCUGCAUCCGUGGAGAGCUCAGGGCGGGCAAAGAUAUAUCAGCAACACUUGUUAUGAACUCUCUCCAAGCAGCACUGGACAGAACGUGUUUCACUAACGGAUGGAAUUAUCGUUUGACUAGUCCCGCCCGCCCCAUUCUAUGGGUCCACCACUUCACCUCGGCUCCCGCUUCCCUUCAGUUUACGAAGUUUUCCAGCAGAUUUCAUGGUUUCGCCCAAACGUCACAAAGGUUUUCUGCCUCCCACUCGGAGUUUCUCACCGCGUUGACCCAUGAUAGCCUCGACUUCAGCCGCACAACCAUGAUUCUGUUUAUCUUGGACAACUCCUGGUUAAAGGACAAAUUUAUAAUUGACCUGGCGAGACACUUCAUUGCUCGGUUUGAUAUUAGUCACAGUCAUCUAUCUCAACACAGAUCACGGCAGAAAGACUACCCACAGUAUGGCCCGUAUGUUAAAUCAAGACGGCGGGACUGGAAUUCAUUUCUUGAACAUUCUCCCGAGACCCUGUCCGCGCCAUGUGAUAUCCUGGAAGCAAAACAGCGCGACAUUCAUGAAGGGACACGAAUCAAAUACUCUUCCUUCGCAAAAUCACCAUGGACAGCAGAAUAGAUUGCCACCCACUUACUUGUCCCACGCUGUGGAACAUGCAGUCAGGUUGAAUCCACUCGCAUUGGCGACCUGGUAUUUCGACUGCAUAUAUAUGAACUCUAUCACAUUUCUCCACGGUCCUGUUUCAUGCUACCUGCAGAAAAAGACUCACUUUUUGCAUCAGGUGAGCAGCUGCGCACGACAGGCUAGUUUCUCAUCAACGGCUCUCACGCAGUUCACUCCCUGGUCGAUUCGGCUGUCAAGCUUGUUGUUCGUGGAUAAAAAUGGAUAUCAAAUAACUUCCUCACAUUUACACGAGUUAUUAGCUGGAAAACAAAUCCGCCUUCUUAGACGAUCUCAACGAUGCUUGAGCAGUGCGGGAGAUGGAAUUAUACGAUCAAUAAGCACAGAACUUGGAGUUCUUUACAUUCUAACACCCCUUAAACCGUCACAGUUGAAGUCUGUAGACAUGGUAAUGUUGUUUGACAUGGUACUUCCUUUGCAUCUGAUACUCAUUAACAAAUUGGUGCACGUUCAUCCAUUCUCCUGCAAUAAUGGCUUAGCUACCUCAGGUUCAGGUGCAAAAGUGAUUCGCAGUCGGAGAAACAUGUGGCGAGGUGACAGGCACGUCUUAUCUGGAAAGCAAUAACUAUCGCGAAGCAUCAUUCCUGUCAAAAUUAUUAUUCUCUGCACAGCCCCGUGCAAACAUAUAAAGAGCAUGUGGCGGAAUUGCAUGGGACACACAGGCUGAUGUGGGAUAGCGCAGAACCUGGUGAAAUGCGGAACCAUAUCAGCACAAACUCGAAUGACUGCACCCUUGUUCCCCAUUUAACUUGGUCGCAAUAAUAAAAACUCUCCAGGGGACGAGCUGACGGACGGAGAGACGAAUAAGGGUCAUAGAUGUGUUCUGAUGAGCCUCCGAAUCUGUGCGUUUUGGGCUAUGGAUAUGACGAAUUAUUUUUAAAAAAACCGUAUCUACAUGUAUAACAGUAACACAUAGUCUAUAUAACUGCUGAUGAUGAAGAUUUUGCGAUUUUACGAAGGUAUAUUACCUUCGUACGUAUAUGUAGUUGUUAUUAGUUAUUCCCCAAAUUGCUAAAAUUUUGCUAGAUUUAUUUUAGCAGUAAUUGGCACCUUCGAACGAAGGUAACCUUCGUGUAUAUAUAUAUAUAUGCAUGACAAUAAUAUAUAU
Micromonas commoda is the source of this 2210-nucleotide messenger RNA. RefSeq lists its product as hypothetical. Bases 870 to 1667 code for a protein of 265 amino acids. NCBI's taxonomy places the organism in Eukaryota, Viridiplantae, Chlorophyta, Mamiellophyceae, Mamiellales, Mamiellaceae. The transcript is spliced from 4 exons. The record is from RefSeq and is a predicted model, not a curated record.